AUCACGUUUUGAAUGAAUUUGUGAGGGACUGCGUAGUUCGGUACCUGGAAACUGACAUUGUCGAAGUGCGUAAGGCGGCUGCUCUGACUUGCUGUCAACUGUUCGCUCGUGAUAAGAUAUUGGAACAGACCAGCCAGCAUGCUAUCCAGGUUGUCAAUGAAGUUUUGGAAAGACUAUUAACGGUCGGAGUAGCGGACCCAGAAAUAAGUAUAAGAGAGACUGUUUUGUCAAACCUUACCGAGAGGUUUGACAGACAUCUGGCCCAGGCUGAAAAUAUCCGAUCUUUGUUUAUUGCUUUGAAUGAUGAAGCAUUCUCUAUCCGAGAAAUUACCAUCACGAUAAUAGGCCGAUUAGCUGCAUACAAUCCAGCCUAUGUUAUGCCUUCGCUUCGAAAGACAUUAAUACAACUUCUUACUGAAUUGGAAUAUUCUUCCGUAAGCCGGAAUAAAGAAGAGAGCGCACGACUAUUGAGCCUCCUGGUAUUCGCAUCGCAAAGAUUAAUAAAGCCAUACGUAGAGUCGAUAUUACAAGUACUCUUACCUAAAUCGCGAGACAAUAGCCCAGCAGUGGCAUCCAGUGUACUAGCGGCACUUGGCGAAUUGGCACGUGUUGGUGGCGAAGAUUUGACAGAUUAUUUGGACAAACUAAUGCCACUGAUCAUUGAUGCGCUUCAAGAUCAGAGCUCCACAACAAAGAGGGAUGCCGCCUUGAAGACUCUUGGACAGCUUGCUAGCAAUACUGGAUUUGUUAUUGAACCAUAUCAAAAGUAUCCUCAGCUGCUCAAUAUAUUAAUUAAUAUUCUGAAGACCGAGUCUUCGGUCUCAAUAAGAAGGGAAACUGUGAAACUAAUUGGUAUUCUUGGCGCAUUAGAUCCAUACAGACAUAAGAUAUCGAUCGGGGCCUCGGACGAUUCUCUUUCAGAUAUGAAACCAUCUAAUGCUGACGUAUCUCUGCUAAUGAUGGGAUUGGGUCCCCAGUCAGAGGACUAUUACCCAACUGUUGUCAUUAACGCAUUAAUGAAGAUAUUGAGAGAUCCGACUUUGGCUACUCAUCAUACAGCUGUAAUCCAAGCUGUCAUGUUUAUCUUCAAGGCUCUCGGACUGAAAUGCGUUCCUUUUCUACCACAAAUCACUCCAGCGUUUCUAAGUGCAAUGCGAACAUGUCCAACCGGCAUGCUUGUCUUUUAUUUUGAACAGCUUGGAUCACUCGUAUCUAUAGUUCAACAACAUAUUAGGAAUUAUCUGCCGGAUAUUUUUUCUCUAGUUCGAGAGUACUGGAAUCCAAGCUCAACUACUCAAACCACCAUUAUUUCACUAGUUGAAGAAAUUUCCAAAGCGUUAGACGGUGAAUUCAAGAAUUACUUACCAAAACUAUUACCUCUUAUGCUCCAAAUAUUUGAAGAAGAUAAAACCGAUAAACGCCAACCAACAACAAAAGUUCUUCAUGCAUUUGUCGUUUUCGGCACCAACAUAGAAGAAUACAUGCAUUUAGUGAUUCCCGUGAUAGUCAAGUUGUUUGAGAAGCCGGAUGUCCCCACGUCACUCCGAAAAGCAGCUAUUGUGGCAAUAGGACAAAUGUCAAAAAAAGUGAACUUCUCUGAUCACGCCUCUAGAAUUAUUCACCCAUUGGCACGCGUAUUAGCUAUGCCAAUAUAUGACUUGCGAAUGGCUGCAAUGGAGACGCUAUGUGCUCUAGUUUAUCAGCUUGGCUCAGAUUAUGCCAUUUUCAUUCCAAUGAUAAACAAAGUUCUGCAAAAACAUCGCAUUCAACAUCAAAAGUAUGAAAUUCUAGUAUCAAAGCUACUGAAAGCGGAGCCAUUACCUCUAGACAUUGGUCCCGACAUCGACAAAUUCGACAGUCACAAGGAAGAGAGACCCACUGCUGAAGCAAGUUCAAAGAAAUUGUCGGUGAAUCAGCAACAUUUGAAAAAUGCGUGGGAAUGUUCGCAAAAAUCAACAAAGGAUGAUUGGAAUGAGUGGAUACGCCGCCUAAGCGUUGAGUUAUUGAAAGAAUCGCCUUCACCCGCACUAAGAGCUUGUGCAAGUUUAGCAGGGGUAUAUCACCCUCUCGCAAAAGAGUUAUUUAAUGCAGCCUUUAUUUCUUGUUGGUCAGAGCUUUAUUAUCAAUACAAAGAUGAAUUAGUAAUGUCUCUUUUGACAGCUAUACGAUCGCCUAGCACAUAUACCGAGAUUGUAUCAACCAUACUGAAUCUCGCUGAAUUCAUGGAACAUUAUGAUAGGCCGCUUUCAAUUGACUUCGGGCUGCUUGGACAAUUUGCGGAAAAAUGUCAGGCAUUUGCUAAAGCAUUGCAUUAUAAGGAAAUGGAAUUCUUAAAGGAGCCAACCAAAGAGACAGUUGAGAAGCUUAUCCAAAUCAAUAAUCAAUUACAACUGCCGGAUGCUGCUAUUGGCAUAUUAACACAUGCACAGCAAACGCCAGGGUUACAAGAUCUGCAGCUUGAAGAGAAUUGGUAUGAGAAAUUAAAUCGGUGGGACGAUGCGUUAGCAGCAUACGAAAAACGGCGCGAGGAAGAUCCGAAUGACCUAGAAGCUACUCUCGGUGUUAUGCGUUGUUUGAAUGCUCUUGGUGAUUGGGAAGGAUUGUCGGGACUCGCUCAGGAGCAAUGGGUAGAUUCUACUCCAGAAAUGCGUAAACAAGUAGCUGGAUUGGCUGCUGCCGGGGCAUGGGCCUUGGGUCAGUGGAACAUGAUGGAAGAUUAUAUACUCAACAUGAGACAAGAGUCUCCCGACCGGACUUUCUUCCAAGCCAUUCUCGCGCUGCACAAAAACCAGUUCUCCGAGUCAAGGAAGUACAUCGACAAAACCAGAGACUUGCUCGAUACUGAGUUAACUGCUCUCGUCGGUGAAAGUUAUAAUAGAGCAUAUAGCGUUGUAGUUCGUGUCCAGAUGUUAGCCGAGCUGGAGGAAAUAAUAACCUACAAGCAGUUCGCUGAUCAACCUGACAGACAAGCUACUAUAAGAAAGACUUGGACAAAGAGAUUAAAAGGAUGUCAGCGUAAUGUUGAUGUUUGGUCUCGUAUUUUGAGAGUACGUUCACUGGUUCUAACACCAAAAGAGAAUAUGGAGAUGUAUAUCAAAUUUGCCAACUUGUGUAGAAAGAGUGGUAGACUCGAAACUGCUGAGAAAAACCUGAAGCAGUUACUUGUUGGUGAUCAAAGAAUGGAAGUCAUACAUCCGUCAAUAUUAACAAGAGCUGCUCCACCGGUUGUCUACGCACACCUUAAAUGGAUGUGGGCUAGCGGCGUUCGCGAAGAAGCGUUGAAUUAUCUUAAAGAAUUUACUGUUCGGAUGACGAGCGACUCACGCUCUGGUAAUGACUCUCUUCUUGCUCGUUGCUAUCUUAAAAAGGGAGAAUGGCAAAUGAUACUCCAAGAUGACUGGGAUGUUGAAACGAUUCCUGAUAUACUAAAAUCGUAUGAAGCGGCGACAAGAUUUGAUAAAAAUUGGUAUAAAGCUUGGCAUGCGUGGGCUUUGGCAAACUUUGAGGUCAUAACACAUUUUGAGAAAGUACACAGCGUUGAAAAUUCGAGCGAGGAUGGGAAUGUUGUUGAAGCAUCUACCGAGAAUAAUGCUGAACUUCAACAAGAAGUCUUGCGCUACGUUGUCCCAUCUGUUCAAGGAUUUGUUCAAUCGAUUGCCCUUUCCCAGGGUAGUUGCUUGCAGGACACUUUACGAUUACUUACGUUGUGGUUCAAAUAUGGUUAUCAUGAAGAGGUCUCGCAAGCAAUUAGCAAUGGAUUCAAUAGUGUCAGCAUAGAUACAUGGCUUGAGGUCAUACCACAGCUCAUUGCUCGCAUUCAUACUCCCAACGAAAAUAUAAAACGUCUGAUUCACCAAUUGUUAGGGGACGUUGGCAAAGAACAUCCUCAAGCUCUUAUCUAUCCAUUAACCGUUGCAUCCAAAUCUCAGAAUCCUCUGCGACAGAAGGCUGCAGAUGCUGUUAUGGACAAAUUACGUUCUCAUAGUCCUGUUCUUGUAAGUCAGGCAUUGCUUGUAAGCGAGGAACUUAUUCGAGUGGCCAUUUUGUGGCAUGAGAUUUGGAUGGAACAACUGGAAGAGGCCUCUAGACUGUAUUUUAUUGAUCGUAAUUUUGAUGCCAUGUUCCAAAUUCUCGAUGAGUUGCAAGAACGACUUGACAAGGGUCCUGUUACAUUACGGGAAAUAGCCUUUGUUCAAGCUUACGGGAGAGAGCUUCAGGAGGCAGGUGGAUGGUGUAAAAAGUAUAAACAGACUAAUGAUAUAACUUUCCUAGCACAAGCGUGGCAAAUUUAUCACGAGAUGUUUAAAAAGAUUACUCAACAAGUCAGUACUAUCACCAGUCUAGAGCUUCAGUAUGUCUCACCCAAACUACUAGAUGCAAAAGACCUAGAGUUGGCUGUCCCUGGCACAUAUAAGAGUGGAGAACCCGUUAUAAAGAUUUCAAGCUUCCUUCACACGGUGAAUAUAAUAUCAUCUAAGCAACGACCGAGGAAAUUAAUUCUAAUUGGAAGUGACGGGCGGGAAUAUCAAUUCUUAUUGAAAGGACACGAAGAUCUUCGUCAAGAUGAACGAGUGAUGCAACUGUUUGGUCUUGUUAAUACACUACUUUCGGUCGAUUCAGAGACGUUCAAACGGCGUCUUAACAUUCAUAGAUAUACUGCUACACCGCUUACGCCUAAUAUUGGUUUACUGGGAUGGGUUCCUAACUGUGAUACAUUGCAUGCUCUCAUACGCGAUUUCCGAGAAAGCAAAAAGAUUCUAUUAAAUAUCGAGCAUCGUUUAAUGCUUCAGAUGGCACCUGAUUAUGAUCAAUGCACAGUAUUACAAAAAGUGGAGGUAUUCGAAUUCGCCCUGGCAAAUACAACAGGACAAGAUUUAUACAAAGUGCUAUGGCUUAAGAGUAAGAACUCUGAGGCAUGGUUAGAUCGAAGGACUAAUUAUACAAGAUCAUUGGCCCUCAUGUCAAUGGUUGGUUAUAUUCUCGGUUUGGGCGACCGACAUCCUUCGAACAUUAUGUUAGAUAGAUUUACUGGCAAGAUAGUGCAUAUCGACUUUGGCGAUUGUUUCGAGGUGGCCAUGACACGCGAGAAGUAUCCUGAGAAGAUUCCGUUCCGACUGACACGCAUGCUAAGACAUGCCAUGGAAGUCAGUGGAAUAGAAGGCAAUUUCCGCACAACUUGUGAAGCAGUAAUGUCCGUGUUACGCAAGAACAAAGAUAGUUUGAUGGCUGUUCUAGAGGCUUUUGUUCAUGAUCCGUUAAUAAACUGGAGAAUAAUAGCAGCUCCAAGUCCUCGGCAGGAAGGAGAAAACCUGAAUACAGCAGCAACAAGCAAUCGAAAGGCCCGAGAUAUUAUUCACAGAAUAUCAAAUAAAUUAACAGGCAGAGACUUUAAAGAGAAUCAGGUACUGGAUGUGUCCUCACAGGUAGAUAAACUAAUCCAGCAAGCAAUAUCUGUUGAGAACCUCUGCCAAUGUUACAUUGGAUGGUAA
Molecule: messenger RNA, 5489 nt
Organism: Paraglomus occultum
Lineage: Eukaryota; Fungi; Glomeromycota; Glomeromycetes; Paraglomerales; Paraglomeraceae
Source: the annotation of a GenBank genome assembly